AGGACCGGCCUGGCCGGGCGGGCCGGCCUCCAGUCCACGAGAGGCAAGGCGAGCCCGAGGAGCGAGCGCAGGCCGUGCGCGAGACACAGCUUCAGCACAGUACCGGGUACCCGCCGAGCGACCCGCCGAGAACAUGUUCCCGCCGCCGCGGUAGUCCCUCCCCGCGCACCGGGGCAGGCUGCGACAAAGCCAACCGAAACGCAAAUCCACGGGGGAAAAAAAGUGCGAAACCUACGCGUUGUGUUUGUGUGUGUUUGUGCAGCAGUGCCUCAAUUGGAUUAACCAUCAGCGCCUCUCUUUUGGAUAUUACCUUUCUUCUUCCUCCUCCACGACGCGUCAAGAUGCUGGUCCCGGCAGACAUGCUCUCCGCCCAGUCCAAGCUCAUCUACCAGAUCAACAAGUACUACGGCGAGCGAGUGCAGACCAGGAAGGGGCACAUCGCCAAGACCAUCCGCGAGGUGUGCAAGGUGGUGCAGGAUGUGCUCAAGGAGGUGGAGGUGCAGGAGCCGCGCUUCAUCUCCUCGCUCACCGAGUGCAACGGCCGCUACGAGGGGCUGGACGUCGUCUCGCCCGGCGAGUUCGAGGUGGUGCUCUACCUCAACCAAAUGGGAGUGUUCAACUUCGUGGACGACGGUUCCCUCCCCGGGUGCGCCGUCCUCAAGCUGUCCGACGGCCGCAAGCGGUCCAUGUCCCUGUGGGUCGAGUUCAUCACCGCCUCGGGUUACCUGUCGGCCCGGAAGAUCCGCUCCCGGUUCCAGACUCUGGUCGCCCAGGCGUGUGACAAAUGCGCCUACAGGGACUCCGUCAAGAUGAUAGCGGACACGACGGAGGUCAAGCUGCGCAUCCGGGAGAGGUACAUCGUGCAGAUCACGCCGGCCUUCAAGUGCAGCGGGGUGUGGCCGCGCUCGGCGGCGCACUGGCCCAUCCCGCACAUCCCCUGGCCGCACCCCAACCUGGUGGCCGAGGUCAAGACGGAGGGCUUCGACCUGCUGAGCAAGGAGUCGGUGGCGAUGCAGGGCAAGCAGUCCGCCAUGGAGGGCGACGCGUGGGUGCUGUCCUUCACGGACGCCGAGAUGCGCCUGCUGCAGGGCGGCUGCCGGCGCCGCUGCCUGUCGCUGCUCAAGACGCUGCGCGACCGCCACCUCGACCUGCCGGGCAACCCCGUCACCAGCUACCACAUGAAGACCCUGCUGCUGUACGAGUGCGAGAAGCACCCGCGCGAGCUCGAGUGGGACGAGGCGUGCCUCGGCGACCGCAUCAACGGCAUCCUGCUGCAGCUCAUCUCGUGCCUGCAGUGCCGCCGCUGCCCGCACUACUUCCUGCCCAACCUGGACCUGUUCAAGGGCAAGUCCCCCAGCGCGCUGGAGAACGCCGCCAAGCAGGUGUGGCGCCUGACGCGGGAGCUGCUCACCAACAGCCGGUCCCUGGAGAAGCUGUAAGCGCCCGGCGUUCAAGUUCCCUGGAGUGGCCGCGGUUUCUCCAGGACCCCGCGAUUGGGGUCCUGGAG
Molecule: messenger RNA, 1507 nt
Organism: Frankliniella occidentalis (western flower thrips)
Lineage: Eukaryota; Metazoa; Arthropoda; Insecta; Thysanoptera; Thripidae
Gene: mab-21
Product: protein mab-21
Exons: 4
Coding region: 342-1439 (365 amino acids)
Source: RefSeq, a predicted model, not a curated record